UCCGUGCUCGAGCUGCCAAUCAGAGCUCGUGCGGGCUUUGGACUCUGCCUCGCGCUAACUGAUGCGCGUAGCGUCGCGCUGAUCCUCUCGCUCGCGCCGCAUUCCGAGAGAGAGAGAGAGAGAGAGAGAGAGAGACGCACGCGACCCGUACGUGGGGGAGAUACCGGCGGUGAGAGCGCGCGCUCUGCGAUUUUCUUUCUCCGUUCUCUCUGUACUUCAACAUCAUCACUUCAUCAGGUCCUGUCGGGCGCGUGAGGUGGGGGAAAAAGAGAGAGAUGCAAUUUGCGUGAGGGAUAUUUUUUUGCGUGCCCCGUCGGUUGCUUGCUUGCUUUUUCUCUGGAAGGGUCACUUUGCAGGAGGGAAAAUUUUAAUCAUCUUUACAACAUUACUAAAUAAAAUAAAAAGCUUAAAAUAUCGUGACGGAGCUUCUCUAGCAAAUACAAGGAGCGAAGGAGCGCGCGUGCAGCGAACAAGCAAACAAGCUUAAAGGACAACCUGCUGAAUUUGCGUCCCUGGUGCGCGAGGAGACUGAGGGGGGGAAGAAAAAGUCGCAAGAAUGAUGCGCGCGAUCUCCAUCUUCACCGCUCUGCUACUGGCGCUGCUGCGCGAAGGACCCAGCUGUGUCCAAGCGGUGGAGUUCGGUUAUUUUCCAGACAACAUUACAGUGCUGGAAGGGCAGAGCGUCAUUCUGAGGUGUAAGAUCGAUGAAGAGGUGACCCACAAGGCCUGGCUGAACCGUUCCAACAUCUUGUUCACGGGGAAUGAGAAGUGGUCUCUGGACACGCGGGUCUCGAUGGCUAAUAACAACGACAGCGAUUUCUCCAUACAGAUCGAGCGGGUAGCCGUGGCCGACGAGGGUCCGUACACGUGCAGCUUUCAGGCGCGAACCCAGCCGCGAACUGCACACGUCUACCUCAUUGUUCAGGUGCCCGCCAGGAUAGUGAACAUCUCUCAGGAUAAAUCGGUCAACGAAGGCGAUGACGUGAACCUCUUUUGUUUGGCGAUCGGACGGCCAGAACCCACGAUCACCUGGAAGGACUUAAAAUCUGGACGCACGUACGAGGGAGAGUUUCUGGACAUCACAGAGAUCAAACGGCAUCAGGCUGAAGAGUUCGUGUGCAUCACGAACAACGGCGUGGCACCACCGGAUACACACCACGUCAAGGUCACAGUGAAUUAUCCCCCCAUGAUCACAGACAUAAAGAACAUGCCAGCUCAAGUUGGGAAGCCGGCCAUCUUGCGCUGUGAGGCUAUGGCUGUCCCAAUGGCAGCCUUUGAGUGGUACAGGGACGACCGGAGACUGUCAGCAAGCGACAACGCGGUGCAGAUUAAAACCGAAAAGACGCGUUCCCUGCUGCUCUUCACCAACGUCACUGAGAAACACUUCGGCAACUACACCUGCUUCGCCUCCAACCGCCUAGGGGCCACUAACGCCAGCAUGCUUCUCUUCAGGCCGGGGGCAGUGUAUGGCGGAAGCGUGUCGCUAAGCGCCUGCCUAUCGGGACUCGUCUUCUGGCUCAGCCUCUCCAUCUCCGUCCUGCUGAAGGUCUAAAACGUCACCCCGCUUCGGAAAAGGAGUCUUUAAAUGACGAACCCAUCACUGUGAAUAAAAAAAAGAAUUAUGCAUUAACCCAGGAGCCAUCUCUUUGCAUCUUAUAAUCAAAAUCCUCCUCCCUAUCACCCACCUCCCCGUUCCCCUCCACCCCACUCAUCCCAUUCACACCAGUCUUUGGUACCCACUGGCCACUGCCUAUACCACUUCUCCAGCGAAGGUCACUUUUCGAUGUUCAUAGCUGUUGUGGUGAUGAUUGUGAAAAAAAAAAAAAAGAUCAAAAAAGAUAAAAAAAGAAAAAAGAUAAAAAGGUGUGAAGGUGCCGAGCAGAGCGCGUCGUUGUGUCAGUGUGCACGUGCUGGAUCAUGGCUGUAUAUUUGUGAAUGCUGUCACAUUAAUGGUGUUAAUGGGGAAUGUGAUAUGUGAUAUAUAUUUGAUGAUGAUGAUGAUGAUGAUGAUGAUGAUGAUCAUGGUUAGGUAACCUUGUUAACAAGCCGUGGCAGUUCACCAGCAGGCCGCGCCUCAGUGGCCUUCGCUCUCUCGGAUUUCUGAGCAGCAGAAAAUUGUUUUUUUUUUUCUGUGAAUGAUGUCAAAUCUCAUGUGUGCUCAAGGGUCAACAUUAGCAUCGAAAGGGGGUGGAGGGGAAAACUCUUUUCGUCCCUAUUCGUUUUUGCAUUCGCUGGAGGUCUUGACCCAGGGCAAAGCAUGUGACCCCAGUCUGGCCUUUUCAGUCCUUCCUCGGUCUCAUCGCAUUACUGCAUCAUGACCUUUCACCCCUUAGUGUAAAUAUAUAUGCAGCAGAGGCCACCCUAUGAUUCCACGCAUCUGAUUUACAGACUACAUUUUCCAUUUAGCCUCUCUGUUUCAGGCUUUGUUGGCUUGGAGGUUAUGUUUCUAGUGUCUUUCCCGAGUCCCGCCCGAUCCCACCUACCACCACACCCCCACAAAGCCGUCGAUCACCCUCCCUUGUCGCUUGUUGAUAGCAUGUACUGGUUAGAGCUGUUCCCGUUGUGCCGUCCAUCCAAGCCCGAGUUCCUCUCUGUAAAACCCUGCACUGUGUACAUUUAAUCUGCAAGGUUAACUGCUAAUUGCUUUUUUUUUUUUUUUUUUGGUGUUAAUCAUGAUCACGACUAUGAUGAUGAUGAUGAUGAUAACAAUAAUAAUGUUAAUAUGUGAAAUCGAUAUGACGAUAAUUACAUGUGAGGAAAAAAAAAAGAAAAAAGAAAAAAACAAUCCCAGAGUCAUGUGUGCGAAAAUAUUUUGUACUCUGCUCUCAAAAAUAUAUAAAUAUAUAUAAAUAAUAAUUAUAAUAAUAUGUUUUUUUUUUUUAAGUGUUGUGCUCUAUUUUGCCAUGAGAAGCUUUUUAAAAACCAUCGUGAUGAGCUGGAGCGCAACAAAACGUUGCUUGACUAAUUCAACGCGGGGAAAAAAAGGAGGGUUUUGUUGCGGCGCUUACGAAAAGGAGCGAUCCUCACGGAAUGGGAACAAUCGGAGAAAUAUAAAAUAAUUUGUACCUGAGUGUGUAUUCUGAGUUAUUUUUUUUAAGGCUCUGUACUGUAUCGAAUGUAUGCUAACAUUUCUGCUGUCUCAGCCGUUUUUCGCUGUAACAUUGUCAGCCAUUCUUAAGAAACUCUUCGGCCUGUUCGAAAAAAAAAAAAAAACCCGACAAAAAAAACCCCUGUGUGCUCGCCCCCUUCGUUCGUUCCUUCCUGCCUCCAGCCGCUUUUUUCGAGAGGGAGCCAAAUUAGUGGGAAAAUAGAGACGUAAUUAGCGAACGGAUCGCUAAGCGAGGGCGCCGUCGCUCUUCUCCUCAUCCCUCCAUCUGCUGAGGAGCAGAGCUCAUAAAUCAAGCUCAAUCCCGGCGCUGACAGGGACCCUCUUCAAGGACGACAGUGUCUCGGCGGUGACUAAUUAACCGCCACUUAAAGGCGCGUAGCGAAGACGCCGCGACCGCGUGCUCGGCGGCGCAUGGCUUAGCGCCGAGCACCGGUUUUCCGCACGCGCAUGCCGUAUGCAAUCUUUUACAACCAUGGACACGAAAGCAAGGUUAGGAGUCACGCAAGUGCUGUAUAUAGCAUGUUUCGACAUCGUCGUGUCCCCCCCAUAGCUAAUUUUUGUCAAGACCAGCAAUAACCAAACUAAAACAUAAAUGUCGAUGAGUAUCUAAUUGGCGUAAUCUGUUAAGUGUUUACCCGGAGUGCCAUGCUAAUCUAAUCCUGAAAGUGUUGUGUGAUAAAUUAAUGUCAUGUAUGUGAUGGAAAGAGCUCUGACAGAGGUGUUUAAAAGGUUGACUGGCCUAUAUGCGUCUCCAUACCUGUUCCAUCUCUCUCUUUUUUCUCUAUUUCUCUUUUUCUUCAGCUCUCUCGCGAUCUCUCGAUCUAUCAGACUAUGUUUUUUUUUCUAUGGUGUACAAAUCUGUACUGUAUAGCCACAAAUGCAACACACACUUGCAUGUUUCAUGAUUCCCCAUCCUGAAGAUUUUCUCGUUUUGGGUUCAAAUUUGAAGCACAAAAAUAUAACCUGGUCCCAGUGCUUUUUUUUAUUAUUUCUUUUUUCCUCUGUAUCUGUCAGUCUUCGUCCUUUUUCUUGUUCACGACUGCGCUGCCCGUGUAAAGCUCAGCGAUCCAUGGCGAACCUAUCUGUGCUCAUGUUUUCUCCUGAACAAAUAAGUAAACAACAACAAAAAAAUACGAUAACAAGUAUGUCAUGUUUCUCAAUGUGGGUUAUAUAAAAAAAAAAAAGCAUGU
Silurus meridionalis is the source of this 4299-nucleotide messenger RNA. It is a transcript of the gene iglon5, whose product is annotated as IgLON family member 5. Gene Ontology annotation, cellular component: neuron projection. NCBI's taxonomy places the organism in Eukaryota, Metazoa, Chordata, Actinopteri, Siluriformes, Siluridae. The record is from RefSeq and is a predicted model, not a curated record. Bases 557 to 1552 code for a protein of 331 amino acids. The transcript is spliced from 8 exons.